Molecule: messenger RNA, 544 nt
Organism: Folsomia candida
Lineage: Eukaryota; Metazoa; Arthropoda; Collembola; Entomobryomorpha; Isotomidae
Exons: 3
Coding region: 50-526 (158 amino acids)
Source: RefSeq, a predicted model, not a curated record
UCAGUGCAUCCGCCUCAUCCUGGUACGGAUCCUUUUCCAACUGAUUCCCAUGGGGUUGUUGUGCAACCUUUUGUACGAACUGUGGGAAAAAUAUGGCUACGAACUAUGCGGACUGGACUAUAUAUAUUGGGGAUAUCCUGUCAGGGUCAUUUUCACGAUUAAUGUCGUCAUCAAACUGAUAUCCAGAGUGGUCGAGUCCUUCAUGUCCGCCUGGUUCAUUUACACAGUUUUGGUGGAACGGGAACAAAGAGGUUUCGGUGUUCGCCUCCAGAAGAACCGGGUUGCGCCAGACAUUCCAGUCACAUUUCACGACGAAGUUUUACAACCCGCUCGGCCGGUUCCAGAAGAAGAAAAACCCUUCCAGCGUGUCGACCGUUGUCGAAUUUCCAUUAAUCCUGACAAAAAAGGUGCUGGUGGAUUGAUGGGUUAUGAUCCAGAUAAGCCAAAACAAAGAAAAAGUAUUAUGAAAGUUAUGGAGAGUGAUACGGCGAUUAAUAUGGAUGAAACCCUUCCUGAUGACGAGUAGUCAAUAAAAUAAUGUGCA